Seminavis robusta is the source of this 1370-nucleotide messenger RNA. NCBI's taxonomy places the organism in Eukaryota, Bacillariophyta, Bacillariophyceae, Naviculales, Naviculaceae. The record is from the annotation of a GenBank genome assembly.
CACAACCCGAACUGAACCGGCCACCAUGCAGCCUCUUCCUUUGCAGAACUACUAGCUAGUUAUUAGUAGUACUAGCUAGCUAGCCAACCGAGAAAUGCCGGCCUGAGCCCAAGCAGAAAGGGUCACGCACCCAACAAUUGGGCUUGCCCAAAAUGGAUCGAGGCAAAGAUACCCUUGCCAUUAACCAAGCAAGCACCUACAUCGGAUGGCCAACGGCCAACGCCAUCCAACAACACAUACGUUUAUAUAAAAGAAUAAAGUUUUGUGGCACUUCCCAGUUGCGUUGUUGCGAAUUAGUCGAUAAUGCGAGUGGUAGGAGUCUUGCUGAUCCUUGCCGCUGUUGGCCGCACCUGUGGUAGACUGCAAGGACCAACACAUGAGAUCGAACUGACAGAUGCAGAAGAUGGCACUCCCCUGAUAUCUCCCUUUGAAGAUGAAAACCUUCUGCCCGAAGAAGAAGAUCCCAAAGAGGAUCCGGCGCAACGAAGCUUGUUUAAAAUCUUUGGAAUGAAAGUUGGUGGCAGCGCCAGCGGCAGCGCUUCUGAUUCCUCGGAUUCAGCAGACGGUAAGAAUGAAACCAUUUUCCAUACCAUUACAAACUGUGAGAGCGAAUGUGACCGGGACCAUGGCGGCAAGGGUAUUUACGUAUGCCGCCAUACACCCCCCGCUCUAUUUGAUGGAAAACCCAAGGUCACAAAGUGCAUCAAACCAGACAGGGCUAUAGAACACGAUAGCUGUGGUUGCUGUCACUAUGGUUGUACUCCACGAUGCCCCUGCAAAUGCGAGGUGGGCCGCAAAGCGCCAAAGAAGAAGAAGAAGAGGUCGAGGCGUGAACGAAUGCUGGGUGACAGCGACAGCGACGAAGAACCAGAUCACGGUUGGUCUAUGGUCAUGUUCAAUGAUCCGAAAUGGAAGAUUUGCGUGCCAGAAGAAAGUUUAGAUGUUCUGCUCCUAGCUGGGAAUGCAAAGUGCGAUUGGAGCUGCACACAUGACCAUCCCGAUCCGCCUCUCAAGGCUCCUCCGCCCCCCGGUCCUCCGCCGCCCAAAUAGGAGGCUGCUCCAGGAGGAGAGGAGCAGUCCAACUAGUAGUGUUUUCGUUGCAGAAAGUCAUGGCAGCGUAGGCUUGCCAAUGCGCGAGGAGGAUGAACCACUGAACAUCUGGGUAGGUAGGAAGCACCUUUCUACUUCAUUUUAGCACCAUACCUCUGAAUUCGACUAUCUACAUUUUUAAAAAGGAAUGCCUUCACCAUUUUUUCAGUGUAGCUUCCGGUCUGUAGAUUUCGCACGUAUGAUCUGAACGCUGAAUGGUAUGUGACGGUGUAGACCUUGCGUUUGUUGCGAUGAUCUGAACUGUUCAUGGUUGUCUCCUG